Drosophila innubila is the source of this 2271-nucleotide messenger RNA. It is a transcript of the gene Rtnl1, whose product is annotated as reticulon-1-A. The transcript has 6 exons. The record is from RefSeq and is a predicted model, not a curated record. Bases 84 to 1859 code for a protein of 591 amino acids. NCBI's taxonomy places the organism in Eukaryota, Metazoa, Arthropoda, Insecta, Diptera, Drosophilidae.
UUAAAUCCAAUCAGAAAAAGGAUACCAUACCACAGCAACAAGACACAGGCAUAUUAUAUUAUUAUAUAUUUUGUAAUAACAAAAUGGAUUUCAAUUUCGCCGAACUGAAAAAGGAGGCUGCCUCCACAGCCGAGGAUAUUUUCAACAAUGCGAGCAGCGCUGCCGGUGUCGCCACCAAAAAGGUGACAAGCGCCUAUGACGAUUUGCUGGGCGACCUCAGUGACGAUGUUAGCGGCGUCGGCAGCGGCGUCGGCAGCGGCGCCAACGUCAGCAGCGGCGCGCAGGACGAUAAUGCGCAUACCGAGCAUUAUUUUGCCAACGAGCAGAAAAAUGUGGACUUCGGUGACCCACAGGCGUUCGUGCAACGCAUGUCGGCCGGUGCCAAGGAGGCGCAGGAGCAGCUGGAUGCCAAGUUCGCUGCGAAAACAGAUGAUUUCGGUGACUUUCUAUCGCAGGCGGGCAAAGGUGCCAAACAAGGUAUCAGUGACAUGACCACGGACUUUAUGAACAUGGAACGCGGUUUCUUUGGAGAUGCACCAGCUCCAGUUCCAGUUCCCGCUGCAGUUCCCGCUGCAGCUCCAGCUCCGCCCAAGCAUGAGAAAGUGGAGCAGGUGGAGCGGGAGGAGGAGGAUUUGCUGGGCAGUUUCAGCAAACCAACAGCGACUGUGCCACUUCAACCAUUUCAGCCAACAGCGCCAGCCAAUACCCAUUUCUAUGAUGAUGAAACCUAUGAUGCCGAUGAUGCUGAUCUAUUGAGCAAGCCGACUCUAACUGCAACUGUUGUGCCCCAGGCAGUCUCGGCUGCCAUUGUGGGAAAUAAGGAUUCCGACACAGAUUCACCGUCCGUCUCGUAUACUCCGUCGCCGGCCAAGAAACCCAUUACGGAUGCACUUAAAGAGCAGGACAAUGAGAAAUUCAUUUCGUCCGAGGAUCUAUUGAGUGACUUUAAGGAGGAACGCACAGCCACGCCUCCAGUGGCAGUCAAGGCCGCUCCUGCCGCUCCCACUUCCGCUCCAGUCUCCGCUCCAGUCUCCGCUCCAGCCCCCGCUGCUAUGGUAACCGAUUUGGAUGAUGACGAGGUUGAAGUAAAGCCAACUGUUUCGAUUCCAUCUAUUCCAAAAGUGGAGCCAGUGAAGCCAGUGUCCAAAGUGGCGCCACCAAAGGCACAACAACAACAACAACAUCCAAAGAUUGUGUCCGUUGAGGAGAUUUUCUACAAAUAUGGACUCGAUGCCUGGUUCAAGCCCGAACGUUUGCACCCGCAAGUGGAAUCCCUCAUCUACUGGCGUGAUGUGAAAAAGUCCGGCAUUGUGUUUGGCGCCGGUCUGGUCACACUGGUGGCCAUCUCCUGCUUCUCCGUGAUCAGUGUGUUUGCGUAUUUGUCGCUGCUGGCGCUCGUCGGUACCGUCGCCUUCAGAAUCUACAAAUCGGUGACACAGGCCGUACAAAAGACAAACGAUGGACAUCCCUUCAAAGAAUAUCUGGAACUGGAUCUGACGCUGUCACAGGAGAAGGUGCAACAUAUUGCCGGUGUGGCUGUUGCACAUCUUAAUGGCUUCACUGCGGAACUGAGGCGUCUGUUUCUGGUUGAGGAUAUUAUCGAUUCGAUUAAAUUUGGUGUCAUUCUGUGGGUAUUCACCUACAUUGGCGCCUGGUUCAAUGGCAUGACUCUGGUCAUUCUGGCCUUUGUCUCGCUGUUCACCUUGCCUAAGGUGUAUGAGAACAACAAGGCAUCGAUCGAUACUUACUUGGAUCUGGUGCGCACCAAGUUGACAGAGAUCACCGACAAAAUCCGGGUGGCUAUUCCCAUUGGCAACAAGAAGCCUGUGGCUGCUACUGAGUCUGAUAAGGACAAAUAGAAAGCAACAGCUAAAAAAAACUAACAAGCAGCAACAACAACAGCAACAACAUGUUUAUUUAUUUAUUAAGCAUUAUUUGAAUGAUUUAUUAUUCAUCGGGGCAUAACAAAUAAAUAUUAUUACAAUAUACAAACAAGAAACUUGCAAUGUAAACCCUUAACUAAAAAGCUAAAAAGAAAGAAAACAAAAAACUGAAAAGAAAAUCUAAAAAUAUCAACACAUCGUAGAAGUUUCAACAUUGUCCAAGUGUCUUUAAGUUUUUAAACGAACGAAAAGAAAACAAAAAAUAACUAAAAAGAAAGAAACAAAAAAAAAAAACACAGCCACAGCAAUGCAAAUAAAGUUUCCUCGGUUCCAAUUUCUUUUCCUUUCUUCAACGAGAGAGAUUCUUGGCGACAAAACCCAAGCAAUU